Bradysia coprophila is the source of this 1592-nucleotide messenger RNA. RefSeq names its product proton-coupled amino acid transporter-like protein acs. Gene Ontology annotation, molecular function: L-amino acid transmembrane transporter activity. The record is from RefSeq and is a predicted model, not a curated record. NCBI's taxonomy places the organism in Eukaryota, Metazoa, Arthropoda, Insecta, Diptera, Sciaridae. Gene Ontology annotation, biological process: amino acid transmembrane transport. Gene Ontology annotation, cellular component: vacuolar membrane.
GCACUCGAAUAUCUGAAAAAUAUUUAUGUUAUGUUCGCAGUUCAGUAAAGACUCGCAUAGUGUAAACUUGUCAUUCAAAUAGAUUUUAUAUAAAUCAUGAACUGCACCGAUGCAACGUACUCAAAUAACGGUUUUGUCAAUGAGAAUGGUGAUGAAUGUGAAAAAACUGCAUCUUCAGAGGAGAUAUGGAAAGCACAAGAUGAAAAUGUUGGUCCAAUUGCCGACUGUGAAUAUGAUCCGUAUCUACACCGUACGGUUGAACAUCCUUUAACAAACACCGAAACCUUACUUCAUUUGCUUAAAAUUGCCCUGGGAACGGGAAUUUUUGCUAUGCCCAAAGCGUUCAGUAAUUCUGGAUAUGUAGUUGGUACCGUAGGAACUAUAGUUGUUGGAAUAAUCACAACUUAUUGUGUACACGUGCUGGUCAAGAUCCACUAUAUUUUGUGCCAACGAACGAAGGUGUCCAGUUUGUCGUAUCCAUUAAUUGCUGAAGCGGCUGUGCUAUCUGGUCCUCCAUGUUUCCGCAAUUUUGGUCCGUUUAUGAUACAACUCGUCAAUGUCAUAUUUCUUAUAUGCGAAAUUGGAGCAUGUUGUAUUUACGUUGUCUUUAUCUCAUCGAAUGUUAAAGAACUGACUGAUUAUUUCUUUACACUUGACACCGAUGUCCGAUGGAUUAUGUUAAUCCUCUUACUGCCGUUGAUUUUUAUCAAUUGGAUUCGAAAUCUUAAAUUUUUGGCACCACUGUCCAUAAUCGGAACGGCCGUUACGCUCAUAUCGUUUGGUAUCAUUUUCUAUUACUUGUUUCGUGAACCGUUGUCGCUUGAUGGAAGGGAAGCUUUUGGAAGCAUUGGUCAUUUCCCAAUGUUUUUCGGUACGGCUCUAUUUUCGCUGGAAGCUGUCACUGCCAUUAUCCCAUUGGAAAACGAAAUGAAAUCGCCGGAAAAAUUUGUAGGUGCAACGGGAAUUCUGAACAGGGCCAUGGUUGUUGUUGUUUCAUUUUUUGUUUGUAUGGGCUUGUGUGGCUAUUUAAAAUAUGGCAACGAAAUAGAAGCAUCGAUAACGCUGAAUCUUCCGAAACAUGAACUGCCCGCUCAAAUAGCUAAGGCGCUCUUAAGUUGUGCUAUUUUCAUUUCUAAUGCAGUUGUAACUCAGGUGGCCAUUGAUUUGGCAUGGACACAAUAUUUUGUUCACAGGCUAGCUAAUAGUCCAAGGAAAUUGGUUUGGGAAUAUGCGUUACGAACGUCUAUCGUUUGCGUAACGGUUCUGUUAGCUAUAGCCAUUCCAAAUUUGGAUCUAUUUAUAUCGCUGAUUGGCGCAUUAACAUUGUCGACACUAGGUUUAACGCUACCAGCAUUUCUUGAAUGCUGUACCCUGUGGCACUCAACAUCCGGUACAUCUCGGGCUCUCUUGAUAAGUAAGAAUAUGAUAAUUGCAUGUAUUGGAUUAGCUGGACUAAUAAUUGGCACAACAAUCAGCUUGAUAGCUAUUGUACAGCUGUAUUUGCAAUAAAUGUUUUUGAAUUGAUUGACUUACGAAAUCUGUGCGUUGAAUAUGAGAAAUUUUAAUAUUUAAUAUGGUCCAGAGAUUGCUAA